AUGUCAAGCGGUGAACAACAAUUUCGCGAGUCGUUGCGUUCUUUUCGUUGGGCUUCUAGCUCUAACAAUGCCAAUAUUUCUACUAGUAAACCUACCUCCUUUUCUCGACUUGCCGAAAACACUUCAAAUUUUUUUGGGAGCAUUGGCAAUAGGGUGCAAGGAUAUCUACCCGUAACAGCCAAUUCGGCUGAACAAGAAGAUGACUGGUUCACACUAACCAGAUGGCAGCGACUCGUUGGUUUUGGUGUAUUGUUUGCUGCCGGAGCACUUUGCUUUCUAAUUGCUUUCGUGUCUUUGCCACUUUUAGCUUUAAGACCACGAAAAUUUGUGAUCACCUACACAAUGGGCAGCUUUUUAAUUAUCUUAAGCUUUGCUCUACUUCAUGGACCAUUGGCACACCUUCGACAUAUAUUUUCUCGAGAACGUCUUCCUUUCACUAUUGCUUAUAUCGGCUCAAUGGUUGCAACUUUAUAUUUUGCGCUUGGG
This is a messenger RNA of Scutellospora calospora, 486 nucleotides long. NCBI's taxonomy places the organism in Eukaryota, Fungi, Glomeromycota, Glomeromycetes, Diversisporales, Gigasporaceae. The record is from the annotation of a GenBank genome assembly.